AAUGGUCGACUCGUUAUGAGUUUGUUAGUAGAGUAAGAGUAGAACGUUGUGUCAAAAUAGUAUUUUCCACUUAGGAUUGCUGAAAAGAAUAAAAUGUCAAUAAUUUUUUUUGAUCUGUGAAGAAACAGUUUAAAAUAAUGCGGUUUUUUGAAAAUAAAAUAUAUAGCACAUUAGUUAAAGUCUUAUAAUUUCCACAUACACCAACUGUCAAUACAAUACGACUUUUGCUGGCAACAAGUGUUUUUCACCGUGCACUGUUUAAAAACGUCAUUUAAACCAAUUAAAAAAAAAGCAAACGAGAAACCGAAAUGGAGAAACAUCAGGAAAGGGUAGCUCCGUUUUCUUCUGAUGAGUGUCCCAACAGUGGCGAGGAUAGCGAAGAAGACGAAGUAAUAGAUUAUAGUCACAAUUCUGUCGUAAACGGAGUUUUGGCGAAUCUAAAUUUACACGGGACGAUUGUUGCGGAUACCCAUUAUUCCAAAGACAACACAGUAAUUUCUAUGUCUGAAGAAACAAAUAAACAACAUUCUUUGAUGUCUGGCUCUAACAUCCAUAAUCAGCCUACUCCACUAGUGCCGAUAAUUAACGUUACACCUCAGUCACCUGGGCUCGUUAAACAUUAUCCUUUGCUUGAUGAGAAUUUGCAACAUCUGCACGACAUAUACGACAAUGUCCAACGUAUUCGAAUGCAAGAUCCGACAUUAAAUUCAUUCGGGUACAGCAACCGCAUGCACCAUCACGAAGAGAUACAUACACAAAGGCUCAGUUGUUCUUGUCCUUCUCUUCAACAUUGGAUUUCACCAGAAGUAGUUGCUCGUCUUCACGAUCAAGACGGCGGAUCUGAACCUGAUCUUCUCACCAAUUGUUCGAACAAUAGUUCACCCACUCACUUUUCUGGAUAUGUGCAUAAUCAUGCUCAAAUACUUCAAUGUAUAGACAGACGGCGAAGUUGGACUGACUUAGAGAAUACAAAGCAGAAUUAUCGUAGAUGUUCUGCUCAGAAUUUUUUUCAAGCUCAAAAUAUGAGACAGCGUAGCGUUAGUUUAAGUAGCCUUGAUGGCGAGGUGGAUUUAGAGCUUGACGGAAAACAUCGUAAAGUUUCCACCAACGUUAGUAAAUGGACUUGUAGGUCACAAGCCAGCACACACUCACUUAAUGAAGCUGAUUUUGUUCAGAGUGCGUUUAAGAAAGGAACAUUAAAAAGGGGUAAUCAGGGAUUAGGCGAGGCAGCGACGUUACUACCGGGAGUUGUCGGCACGCGAGUUACUCUGCAGAAGUCUGUUUCAACACCCUCAAUAGUCACACCACCAGGACCCACCCAUCUUGCCGAUUCCGGAACAUUAACGACUCCUUUAUCAACCACUGGGACAGUUUACGAUGAUCAGCAUUCGGAAAAGGCAAGGAGAAAGCGGGGUUCCCUCUUCUUUCGUAAAAAGAAGGAUAAAAGUGGGAAAAAAAUGACUUCGCAACAUAAUCAUCAGUGGGUGAUCCUAAUGGCAGGAUCUCAGUCGAAUUCGGUGUGUGACUUCUGUAUGAAAAAUUUCGCUCAUAAAUCGAUUCUCCAUUGCGAAAAUUGCGGGGCUAUGAUUCACCAAAAUCAGACGUGUAAAGAUCAAUUACAAUUGGACUGCGUCAAGUCAAAACAACAUUCUGGUAAAGCGGUCUCCAAAUCAUUGUCAAGUGUCUCCAUGAUGACGAACAGCAGUGUUAUAAAACGUGGUUCUACUUCUUCUUUGCCCCUUCCAUCUGUAACUGGAACUGGAAGUCAAACGAUUAACGAAGAAAGGGAUGGAGAUAUCGCUGCGCAUCGUGAUACUUACAGUGGUAACGAGGAAUUUGAUUUUGGUGAAGACGCUCGACAAUUUACUGUGGAUAACCUGGAAGAUUUAGAUCCUGAAUUGGGUCUAGCCGGAGAAGAACCAGAUUCAUGGAGUGCGGCUAUAGGUCGUAAUAUAGCGCUACGUCUAGUUGGUAAUUGUGAACGAGAAGUAAAGAGACAAGAGCACAUUUACGAAUUUGUGUUAACUGAGAAGCAUCAUUGCUUGGUACUACUCGCCAUGGAUAAGAUAUUUGUCGAAGGCCUUCGUCAUCAUUUUCAAAUGACGACCACAGUCAUAGAUCGCAUGUUUCCUAGGUUACGCGACCUAAUAGAAAUUCAUUUACGGUUUUUACUGAAGUUGCGAAGACGACAGAAUACGAAUGCUGUUGUACCAACUAUCGCUGAUAUCCUAAUCGAUCAAUUUUCGAGUGAGAAUGCCUUUCGUAUGAAAAGCACAUAUGGAGAUUUCUGCAGUCGUCACAGGGAUGCCGUCGAGGCAUAUAAAUAUUAUCUGAGGGAGGAUACGCGGUUCGCACGCUUUGUUCGUCAUUGUGAGGCGAAUCCUUUACUUAAGAAAAAAGGUAUUCCUGAGUGUAUCCUCUUCGUCACGCAACGUCUUACAAAGUAUCCUCUGCUCGUUGAGCCACUAAUUAAGACUGGUGUGGCACCUGAAGAAGCUGAUAGUCUUAGAAAAGCUCUGAGCCUUGUUAAAGUGAUUUUGGCAGAUGUCGAUUCCUGUGUCGCUGACAAAGAACGAGAGGAUAGAAAAUUAGAGAUUUAUAAUAGGAUAGAUGCCAAAUCAUAUGCAAUAUACCGUGAUCUAAAAUUCAAAAAGUCCGAUAUUUUGGCAUCGAAUCGAAGUUUACAGUUCGAAGGGACAGCGUACUUAAUGCAAGGGAGAGGAAAAAUGGCCCCAGUUGUUGUUGUAGUUCUUUCAGAUGUGUUGUUUUUUCUGGCUGAAACCAGAGAUCAGAAAUAUGCCUUUUUUGUGCCUGACAAUAAAGCCGGUGUCGUUUCUCUACAAAGAUUGCUGGUCCGUGAAAAGGCCGGGCAAGAAUCUAGAGGAAUUUACCUUAUAAGUAGUAAUCCAUCGGAACCCGAAAUGUUUGAACUGAAGGUUCAAAAGCCCAAAGACAAACAUCUUUGGAUUCAAUCAAUCCGCUCAGCAGUAGAGCUAUGUCCUCAAGAUCAGGAUAAUCGAACUGACACGUCUGCUGACAACUUCAAUGGCAGAAAUAUGACGAUUGUACGUUCCUCUUCUAUAUCAAUGUUACCUUCUGAGGAAAAACUCGUUGCCCAAGCUAAGGAAUCAGAUAUUAAAAAUAUAAUUGAUGAGCUGCGAAAAAAGGAUACAGAACAGGCUUUACUUCUUAAAGAAAAAAUGGAACUCCAAAUGAAACUAUUACAUACGACCAAUGUAUAUAGUGGAAAUGAAAUUGAGGGAGAUAAAAUUGAAAGAGGUGAUAACGAAGUUCCGGAUUACACAAGAUUAGUGCGCAACGAGGGAAUUGAUUCUAUUCAAUUGUGGCAGGAGGUGGUAACAGCCGUACAGGAAGCUACACGUCUUGCUAGUUCCUUAUCGUUCACGGCCGGUGGAGGUACGCUUUCAAGAAGCUUGAGUUCCGCUGGUGAACGUCAUAGCGAAGCUUACGUUCCACCAUCCCUUUGCGUUCCUCGGAGAGCUGAAACAUUUGCGGGCUUUGAUUAUAAUAAGGAACGACAUCCUUGGCGAGAUUCGGUGACACUACAAUCUGUGAUUAUUCAACCAAAAGUGACUGAUUCUUUGACGAGGAAAAGUGAAUUGAAGGAAGACGAGGAGGUUGAACUGAACAAAGAUCAGCAUGAAGUUGCUAUUCAACUUUCCCAUUAUGUGUACACACUACAGUGCAUUAUCAGCAAUCAAAUGACUACAAUUGAAAUCUUACAUGCGCAAUUAGCUGCUUCCAGGGGAGGAAGUGCAAGUAAGUCUUCCAAUAGUAGACCAAACCCCAAUAAACAACUGGAGGAGUUGCGCAAUUUGCAGGAUCAAUUGAGUCGUGAGAAAGCGUCUUUUCGCGCAUCGACUCAACAAGAAAGAAGCAGAUUAGAUGAGGAGCGAGCAGAGCUGAAUAGGCUACGAGAGCAGCUAACCGCUGAUCAACGUGACGUCACCCAACAGCGAGAUCAGUUAUACAGGCGACUUGAAGCACUUGAACGCCAAGGAGUUUCCUUGGUCGCACCGUCAACAGCAGGAGCAGCUUCAAUUCAUCUUUCUCAUUUGAUGCAGGGAGCCGAUCAAACGCAGGGCAGAAAGUCAUCACAAACCGACGCUAAAAGAAUACCGCUGAAUUUAAUCAGUGCAACGAAUCAGCAAAAAGUACAGAGCAGCCUACCACCUGUAAAACAGCAACUGCCUCUUAAGCUCGCCAGCGGGAGCAACAACAACAAUAAUACCAGAUCUGGAAGCGCCCCGAAUAAUGAUAGCCCUGAUAGACACUGUAGAACAGGUAGCAGUCUUCCGAUGGUCACUACUUCAGCCUUUCAUCCUUCUGAGUUUGGAAAAAGUCAUUUAAGUAGUAACCUGAAUCAAUUUCACUUGUCUAAUCGAUUACUCCGGAGCACUCAAUCUCUUUCCGAUUCGUAUCAACAAAUUCAUCAACCACAACAGCAACAACAGUCACGGCAACGGGCAGAACAACCACAAGAAGAGCAAGUAUACUUUCUCUGACGAUUCUUUCGAUUCAUCCGAAAGCAGCCUCGCCUUCCACACGAGUCCGCUGUCGACAUCUCUACUUGUAUAACUGUAACGCCGACGCCUUUACGUAGACGAUCUAAAGAAGCAGAGUCACGAAGUCGCGUUAAGUCUUUUUAAUUAUUAUCUAUAUUUUCGCGUUAAUGAAUACAAGCGGACUUUCAUUAUACUUAUUUAUAUACAGUGAUGAUUUGCGACUAUUCAAGAUCAAAGAAAAGCCUAAAAUUGAAUCCAUUUCAAAUCAUGCAGGCAAAUCAAUCUAAAAUUAUUAGAUUAUUCGAAAGUAAAGUAUUUUUUUUCUAAAGAGAACAUGAGAUUUUUUUUUAUUAUUUCACAGUUGCAAAGAAAAUUCAUUCCAUCAAUUUUAUGAAGAGGAUACGAGUAUUAAUUUUGUAUUCACAUUUCCUUCUUAAGUUUGAUAUUUUUAUUUGUUUCUUUCUCUAAUAUGGAUACUAAAUUCAUCUGCAGAACUUUUGGAACUAGCUUAUAUCCAUACAGUUCAUGGAAAAAAUGGCACACUUCACUUUUCAGUUAUGUAAUGAUGCUGGAUUGUUCUUCUAAACUCUUACUACAUAGAGUUUGGUCUCCUUAUAUUUUAAUUUUUGACAUAUAUUUCAUACUUGUCUGUAUGUACGUAUGUCUGUAUGUAUGUAUGUAUGUAUGUAUGGAAAAAUGUAUGUAAUAUGUAUGCAUAUGAAACUGUAUUAAUUGGUAGAGUGGGUUUAAUUGUACAUUAUGCCAUUCUAGCGCUACGUUAUUAUUUCUUAUUAGACUGUUUAUUUUUCUUCUACUCUUUUGAUUCAUGGGCGUUAAAAUCUUAUUUACUAUAGUGUCAUGCUAGAAACAUUUUAGAUAUUUAAUCAAAAAUAAAAAGACUAAAAGUAUAUGAACUCACAAAAAUAGUUUGCCGAAAGUAUUAUGGCUAUCGUAAAAAAUGUAUACAGGCCAAUCCCGUUGUUUCUUUCUUUGUUAAAUGAUACACGUACUGAAUGUUCUGAGCAUAUGAAAUUUUACAUAGACGUUUUAAGGCAACCCAUUACUGCUCAGUAGAGUAAUAUCAAUGGAGACUACUUAAAAAAUCUAUUAGGAAAUAAGUUCUAAACAAGUUCUUAGACUCAACGAAUUUUAGUGAACUUAGCCCCCCAUUCCAUUUUCGACGCUACGUGCACCGAAUUUUUUUUUUGCGAAAAUAUUGCCGAAUUGAAAAUAAAAAUCGAAAUUUAAGCUCUAUGCAAUUAUCUAUAAUGUUGUUCAAAUCCAAUGUGUACCAUAUUAUUAUAAACUUCUUUUAUCAAGAUAAUUUAAA
This is a messenger RNA of Belonocnema kinseyi, 5856 nucleotides long. It is a transcript of the gene cyst, whose product is annotated as rho guanine nucleotide exchange factor 2. Gene Ontology annotation, molecular function: guanyl-nucleotide exchange factor activity. The transcript has 16 exons. Lineage: Eukaryota; Metazoa; Arthropoda; Insecta; Hymenoptera; Cynipidae. The coding region runs from base 309 to 4526 and encodes 1405 amino acids. The record is from RefSeq and is a predicted model, not a curated record. Gene Ontology annotation, biological process: regulation of Rho protein signal transduction.